This is a messenger RNA of Paramecium sonneborni, 1666 nucleotides long. The record is from the annotation of a GenBank genome assembly. Lineage: Eukaryota; Ciliophora; Oligohymenophorea; Peniculida; Parameciidae.
AUGCAACAAAUAAAUUAUGAUGAAGCUCUCCUUACCUUUUAAUGCUAGCGUAAACAUUUAAUAAUUGAUUCUAAAUAUAAUGUGUACCUACUUCCUCAAACUUUGAUUCUUGCAAGCGUAAUUAUUAAACAUUACUUAGAAUCCGAAACAAUAAAAUCCAAAAUAUAUAAUAUAAUUGAGCUUAACAUCCAAAAUUUAUUGGAAAACAAAGUCCAAAACUCCAAUUCUUGAAAAAUUUGGAUUCCUUUACAAAGAUAAAAUAAAAUACUUUUCUGCCACAUCUAAGGAAUUGUAAAAACUGAAAGAUUUAAUAAAGGGGAAAAUUAUGUAAAAGGACAUAAACGAUUUUUAUUCUUCUAAUUGUCUAUUAGGAAUAGGUGUUACUUCUAAAGUAUUGCUUGAUAGUAUAUUUAAGGUGUAUUUGGUCACCAAAAAGGAUGAUCAAUCUCAAUUUGCAUCUAAAUGUGUUGAUAAGAAAAUCUUGUAGAAAGAUGGAAGAUAUGUAAUUAAUGUUUAUUUAGUUAAAAGGAUGCUUAAUUCAAUGAAAUUUAAUUAAUGUAAAAGCUCAAACAUGAUAAUAUUAUAUAGUUAAUAGAUCUUUAUGAAGGAGAAAACACAUUUUAUCUUAUUCUAGAAUAUUUGGAAGGAAAAAGUUUGCAUGAAUUACUUAUUUAAAAAUAAUCAAAUUUUGAAUAAGAAAAAAUUUAAUAAAUAAUGAAGGUAUUUAAUAUUAUAUAUUAAAGUUAAUAUUAUAAGCAAUUGAUUAUAUGCAUUCUCAGGGAAUAAUGCACAGGGAUUUGAAGCCAGAAAAUAUUAUGUUUAAAUAACCUAAUUAAUUAUAAUCCUUAAAAAUAGUAGAUUUUGGUUUAGCCACUCUAUAAAAUUUAGAUAUAUAUCUAUUUCCUAGAUGUGGUACACCUGGAUAUGUGGCACCAGAAAUUGCUAAUUUAGGAGAAACAUUUUAAAAAUAUUCUGUACUUUGUGAUGAAUUUAGUGUAGGCUGCAUUUUUUAUAAACUGUAUUUAAUUUAAUAAUUUGAAGAUGUACAGGAAAAGAAAUCUUUCCUGGAAAUGAUAACUCAGUAAUUAUGAAAUUAAAUUAAUAAUGUGACAUUAUUUUAGAUGCGCUUAACACAGAUCAAACACCAUCAGAAGCUAUUGAUUUAUUAUCAAAAUUACUUAAAGUAAACCCAUAAGAAAGAAUUAGUGCCAAAGAUGCAUUAUAACAUCCAUAUUUCUAAUAAUAAUACUAAGCUUAAAAUCCUUAAUUCUCUAAUAUUUCACAAUAAAACUCUGAGCUUUAUAUUGGCUAAUAAAAUUUUGAAGCAGUAAGUAUUGAAAACUAAAAUGCAAAAUAAUUAAGCUUACCCACUCCUUCAAUUAUAAAAUAAUUUGAAUAUUAAUAAAACAAUUCUUUUUCAACUUAAAAUCCUCAAAAUAGAAGAAAUAUAAACUUAUUAUAGUCCCAAGAAUCCGAUCAGAACAAUGAGAUAACUUUUUCGAGAUUUAAUAAUGUUUAACCAUCUUUAGUCAAAUAUCCAGAUAUAUAGAACAAUGUGAAAACCUUUCAAAGUAAUUAAGUAGAAAAUGGUUGUGUUUCUGAGGCAAUCAAUUUUAUAAGCCAAAUUGAAGAGAAGAAAGACGGAGAAGAACUAAUGUAGAAAUGA